Lolium rigidum is the source of this 998-nucleotide messenger RNA. Its product is annotated as zinc finger protein 1-like. The record is from RefSeq and is a predicted model, not a curated record. Gene Ontology annotation, molecular function: DNA-binding transcription factor activity. The transcript has a single exon. Lineage: Eukaryota; Viridiplantae; Streptophyta; Magnoliopsida; Poales; Poaceae. The coding region runs from base 82 to 768 and encodes 228 amino acids.
UUGUUGCCCACUGCUUGCUGCUACUCUCUCUGUAGUUGCUCAGGUGUGCAAGAAAGAUACUCACACGCGAGCUUGCUUGGCAUGGCCGUGGAGGCGGUUCUCGAAGAGGCGGCGAUGAUACAGUCGCCGCAGAGCAAGAAGAUGGAGGCAUCUAGUAGCAGCGACGAGGCGUUCGAGGCGUUACAGCAGCACACGGAGGGGUGGUCGAAGAAGAAGCGCUCGAGGCGGCCACGGGCGCUCGAGCCCAGCGAGGAGGAGUACCUCGCGUUCUGCCUCGUCAUGCUGGCGCGCGGCCACCGCGACGCCGCGCCGGAGCACGGGUGCUCCGUCUGCGGCAAGGCGUUCGCGUCCUACCAGGCGCUCGGCGGCCACAAGGCCAGCCACCGGAAGCCACCCACAGCUCCAGCCGCGGCGGCAGCAAGCGCCGUCCCCGAGGAGGACAAGCCACGGGCGGCUGCCUCGUCCUCGUCUGGGUCCGGCGAUGCCGCUGGCGGCGGCAAGGUCCACGAGUGCAACGUGUGCCAGAAGACGUUCCCUACUGGGCAGGCGCUGGGCGGCCACAAGCGGUGCCACUACGACGGCACCAUCGGCAGCGCCGCCGCGCCCACGGUGAAGGCUGCCAAGGCCGCCGCCGCGGCGAGCGCGCCGACGGCGACGAACCGGGGGUUCGACCUGAACGUGCCGGCGCUGCCGGGACUCGCGGAGGAGGGGGACGAGGUGCUCAGCCCGGUCUCCUUCAAGAAGCCGAGGCUCAUGAUCACCGCGUGAUUUGACCAUACAAUCUGCAUAUACUUGGUCAAAAUCAAGGGUUCUUCUGUAGCUUAGCUUCUGUUCAUUAUCGAAAAAAAGCUUAGCUUCUGUUAGUGAUUGCUGUACAUAGAUUGUUAGUGAUUGAUUAGUUUGCGACUUUGUGUACAAAACAUAGGAAGUGUAGUUGACGACUCCAUUCGUUUGUUCAUCUGUACCAUAUUCCAGAUUAAUUAGCUCUAGAUAGUACA